UGUCAGGAAGUCCACCAAAAUACAAGUAUGCAAUAGAAGGAUCUUGUUUUCACAACGGUCGCCAUGGUAACCGGUCAACAAAAAGACCACCAACCAAUGAGGGGGAGCAACACUUUCACAUGAAAAGUCCAACCGGAGAAACAAUUAAAAUCAAAACCCCAGAAAAAAUUAAGAUUAAGAAGGCUUCAGUGGUUUUAGAGAAACUAGACGAGGGCGAAAUACUCGGAAUUAAUACCAGGAGAAAUAAAGCUGCCAAGGAAAAGAAAAGCCCUGUCUUCCAUACACAAACUGACAAAUCGUUUCCUUACACCGUAGAAUACAGAAUAGAAGAUUGUUUUGGAAGAUCACAACACAGCAAGCAAGAAACAAUUAGUUCCACAACGAAAUCCAAAACUAAACUGAAUGAGAUCAAAACGUGCAGUUCUCAGGACAAAAGUCCAACUUCCGGUUACAUGUAUAAGCCCAAGUUUCGCCAAUCACGAUCAGAGAAGUUUGUCAGUCCGACUCUUUCUGAAACCUUUAAAUCCACCCCAAGCAUAAAUACAUCUCAAAUGACAAUUAAACACGGUGAUAAUGUUCGCAUCAGAAGUUAUGUCUCUAGAAGAAAGCUGAAAGGCAGUGUUACUGAACAUUCACAAUCUUCAAUGAAGAAAUCACAAGAAACGGACAGAACGGAUAUUGUAACGCCUCCACGACUGUCCUCCUUCGUUAAAACAGAAAGCUUGGUAUUGCCGAAUCCCUCGAAUAUCAGCCCCCAAAAAGAAAAACUAACGUUUUUACCAGCUAAUCUGUCUUUGAUAAAAUUUUCUUCCGACGUGAAAGAUUUAACUGAAGAAGACGGUAAACGAGCCCUUCAGAGGUUAGCUGUGGUGGGAAGCACUACGAAAUCAGCAGAGGAAAAUAAAUUCUCUCCAUUGAAAGAAGCUAGAGCUCAAUUUACCGCAAAACUAAAUAGUAUGAAAAGUCAAGCCGUCGAAAUGCCCCCGCUUAACAAUGACGUCAUGCAGGUAAAACAGUACAUGGUUACUCCUUUUUGUGCUUCUCAUAUUAAGUCAGACGAUAGCCCAUCAAACGACAAUCACCAGUCAGGAACAAACAAAGUCAUAGAAGAAAAGUCCGACAAAGUGCUAUCGCAAUUUCCAUUUGAAGACGGUAUUGAGGAAGGAAAACGUACUCGAACAAUUGUACCCCAAAGGAGUAUACCAGGAAAGAGAACUUCAAUCUUGUUAAAGGUGGACGGAAGGAAAAACGAUGGGGAUGAACACAUGCUUGACCCAAAAGACGCAAAAUCACCAGCAAAGUCAUGCGAAAAAACCUUGACAAGGCGAUACAAGAACACUCGCUACACAAUUCCUUUUCGCAGUCCGUCAAUCGUCGUACCAAAAAAUUAUGAUGCAUUUGCAAACACUCCAAAGUCACAAUUUGAAGCCAAAGGACCCGUGACGAGAAUGCCGGAGUUGUCUGAUGGCACCGUUGACUUGAUGAGGAAGAGAUACAAGAGAACGGGAAGGAUCACGACGGUGCCGAUUUUACCGAAAACCACAGAGUCCCUGGUACAGGUCUCUCCAGGUAUCCACACAAUGAAGGACACGAAAGACCUCCUGAACGUCACAAGUAUCCACGCUGUAGAACAGCCCGUGUGUGAAACGUUCGAAACUCCUCGGGUUUCUUCCAGACAUUUGUCUCCAGGCAGAGUUUUGGCCACCAGCCCAACUAAACUUCCGGGUAGCAAUGACGGUAUGGCAACAUCAGUGGAAGCCAGAUCGUCAUUUUAUUCUGCUUAUUCGUCGAAGAGAUAUUGUGAACUUGUGACAGAAAACGAUCAAUUGAAUAACAUGUUGAGUUUUUCAGAUUACACAUCCUUGAUUAAUUAUCAACAAUCUCCUCUCAAAAAUGUUCAUCAAAAGUACUCAAAGAACAAGACUGACGCUAGUAGACUUCCACGGUCUCAUCGCGAUACUGUUCUUUGUGUGACACAGGAAUCUAUGCCCAAUAACAAUGCACAUGACGGCGUAGAUGUUAGCAUGCCGUCUGUCUGUCCCGUACCAAGUACAUCUUCGUACACUCAAAGCCACACUCUACCUGAAAGGGACUGCAGCGGAUGCUUUUAUUGUGAAUUUGAAGAGAUGAUGAAGAAGAUUGACAGCGAUGGUGAACACAUCGAAGAAAUAACACAAAUAUAUGAAUCGGAUCAUGCUUACACCAGGACGGAUUCUAGCACGGUGGUAAUCAGUUAUACAAAUACCAUCACACAAGAAACCACACCCUCAGAGGCCACAGAGGUCUCGGAUGAAACACCUGAUACAUCACAACAGAAAAUAGAGGGUCAAAUGCCUGUUUAUGCCUUUCAACUCGGCGAUAAUAUCAUCCUUAUGCCCUGUGCAAAUCCCAACCCUCAAAUUCCCACCAAGAGCGAACCAAAGUUACCGACGAAAGAAAAGACCAAGGAUGUUGGAAAUCAACAAGUACAGGGAAGGAUAGAUAAGAAAAAGCAUCACAGGAAAACCAGGACACCAAAGAGAAACAACUUUAGAAACGUCUGUAGAGAUCAGCUCAGGUUUACGAGAUCUCUUCGAUUACUUCCAUUAAAAAAGAAAACAAAGAAUUCAGCUACCAAUCCUGUUGCUGAUGUUUUGCGCGAACUAGGCAAAGGAAGACACAUGAAAUCCAAGGUUUAUGUGCCAGUGCUACAGAUAGAACGAGACUUUGAUGAUGUAUUCACCCACAUAUCUGCUGUUGCUAGUACAACGGUUAUGGAUGGUUCAGAUGCUGUGUUAAAGCGCUGGAACGACUUUGAAGAUUAUCCUGUACGGUUUUCGACCGAUACAAUAUCGGGAGCCAUCACGGAAAUGGAGGUUGACGCCCUUCCUCAAGGGUUAUAUAAGUUCAUGAAGACAGGACACGAUUCUAUGCGUGACAGUGCUUGCAAAUCGAUGGCUAUUCUAUCUUCCGUGCCUCCAAACGUUUCUACUAUCAUGGGUGAUUCCAUCUUUUUGGCUGUUGGGCCUACCAGCAACAAUAGCAAAUCAAAUACUGAGCAACCGGCAACUAUUCAAAAGCAUAAAAAUAUGUCUUAUCUACUGAAGUCUAUAGAAAAUCUGAUAGGGAAGUCGGGGAUUGAGUCGGUGGUCAGUGACCAGACCUACAGACCCAAGUGCCACUCUCCAAGCUGGUACCAGACACCUAGAUUUGACGCGUUUACACGUUUGUAUCACCGCCAUAGAAAGGUAUCCACGACUGCAGAUAAACUGACUGAAAGCUUAUUCACGCGUUUGUGAAGGAGAAAUAUAGAGACAGUAAAUAUAGAUAUGAAGUACUUUUUUUAUUAAAUAAGAAGUGAUUUGAAAAAGGUCGACACUUUGUGUUGUAAGCUAAAUUAUUGAUAUCAUUUACCUGUACACGUAAUUCAUUCGGUCACAACAUACUACAUGUAGUACAUUGUACAUAUCUUCUCUGGUGUCUGUUUAAUAUCUAUAUGGAUUAUUUUUAUGAUCUGAUAAAAAAAAGACCAACAAUAAAAUAAAAACAAAUUAGAGACCUGAGUUAGCAAACAGAUACUUCCAUAUUAUUUGAAUUUAAUU
Molecule: messenger RNA, 3581 nt
Organism: Magallana angulata
Lineage: Eukaryota; Metazoa; Mollusca; Bivalvia; Ostreida; Ostreidae
Exons: 1
Coding region: 120-3278 (1052 amino acids)
Source: RefSeq, a predicted model, not a curated record